AUGCCCAUCCUCGGCCUCGCAUCCUCGUCAACACCGGUCCACCCGGCCCACUUCGACAUCGAGAAAGUGAUUCGGCCAAACAUCCUCGCACUGCACCCAUAUCGUUGUGCUCGAGACGACUACCAGUCCGGCAUCCUCCUCGACGCGAACGAGAACGCGCUCGGGCACUCUAUCCCUCCCUCGUCCUCUCAAAAGCUCAAUGACAGCGUCAUCUCACCCGACGCACUCCACCCCGAGUUGCAGAGCAUGCUCGGUCUCGACCUGCACCGCUACCCGGACCCGUCGCACGACACGAUCAAGCGGCGCAUCGCGCACUGGCGCGGGCUGCCCGACGAGAAGCGCGUGUUCCUGGGUGUGGGCUCGGACGAGGUGAUCGAUCUGCUGAUGCGCGUGUGUGUUGCGCCUGGGGGAGCGGAGAAGAUUCUGAUCACGCCGCCGACGUACGGGAUGUACUCGGUGUGUGCGAAUGUGAAUGAUGUGGGGAUUGUGAAGGUGAAUUUGGAGCUGGGUGGGGACAAGGGGGAGGGCGGGGAGGAGGGGCGGUUCAGUGUUGUGGUUGAUGAGGUGAAGAAAGCGCUGUCUACAGAUCCAGGUAUCAAGCUCGUCUUCCUCUGCUCCCCGGGCAAUCCGACGGGCACGUUGAUAAGCCUGAAUGCGGUGCGCGCGCUGCUCGAGUACGAGCCAUUCAAGGGCAUCGUCGUCGUCGAUGAGGCGUACAUCGACUUUGCCGGGGACGCGAGCAAGGUCAGCGCGGCGGCGCUCGUCGAGGAGUACGCGAACCUCGUCGUGCUCCAGACGCUGAGCAAGAGCUUCGGGCUCGCUGCUAUCCGGCUAGGCGUCGCGCUCGCCCAGCCCCCGCUCAUCCAGGUCCUCACGAACACCAAAGCGCCAUACAACAUCUCCACGCCAACCGCUCAGCUCGCGCUCGCCGCGCUCUCGCCCCAGGGCAUGGCCGGCAUGCACACUAAAUCAUGCACACUCGUCUCCUCGCGCACCCAGCUUCUUUCCGCGCUCGCCCAGUCCCCAUUCCCCGAGCUCGGUAUAGGAAAGGCGAUCGGCGGGAACGAUGCCAACUUCAUCGUCGUGCCCAUCCUGGACAAAGCGACCUCAAGCAGGCCGGACAACAAGCGCUCGGAGAUGGUGUACACCGUGCUUGCGGAGGGCGGGCUCGUCGUGCGAUUUAGAGGGCGCGAGGCGGGGUGCGAGGGGUGUGUGCGGAUUACGGUCGGGACGGAGGAGGAGAACAGGGUGUUGUUGGAGCGGUUGGAGGGCGUGUUGGAGUUGGAUGAGGAGGGGCUGGAUGGGGCGUUGAGGGUGUUGUUGGGGAAGAGGGCGGGGGAGUCGUAG
This is a messenger RNA of Coniophora puteana RWD-64-598 SS2, 1347 nucleotides long. Its product is annotated as histidinol-phosphate aminotransferase. Lineage: Eukaryota; Fungi; Basidiomycota; Agaricomycetes; Boletales; Coniophoraceae. Gene Ontology annotation, biological process: biosynthetic process. The record is from RefSeq and is a predicted model, not a curated record. Gene Ontology annotation, molecular function: pyridoxal phosphate binding; transferase activity. The transcript is spliced from 3 exons. The coding region runs from base 1 to 1347 and encodes 448 amino acids.